AGCUUACGUUUUUUUGUUGUUUUAUAGGAAUACAAUGCGAGUAUAGAGUUUUACUGGGCACCGUUUAUUGUGGAAUCGAACACGGAUUUGCCUGUGAUUUUGGAUAUGAAGAAGAGGGUAGUAAAAGUGGAUUCAGUGGAAGAUCGAUCAAAGUAUUGGGAAGGAGCUGAUAUUCUAGUUUUCAACACAUAUGUUUGGUGGAUGAGUGGACUCAGAAUGAAAGCUUUGUGGGGUUCAUUUGGAAAUGGAGAGAGCGGUGCGGAGGCAUUAGACACACCAGUGGCUUACAGGUUAGGGCUCAAGACAUGGGCUAAUUGGGUUGACUCUACCGUUGACUCUAACAAGACCAAAGUCUUCUUCACUACCAUGUCCCCUACUCAUACUAGAAGUGCGGAUUGGGGGAAGCCAAACGGGACGAAGUGUUUCAACGAGACAGAGCCAGUAAAAGAUAAGAGGUUUUGGGGAACUGGGUCGAACAAGCAGAUGAUGAAAGUGGUGUCAAGCGUCGUGAAGCACAUGGCCACGCACGUGACUGUCAUUAACAUCACGCAGCUCUCGGAGUACCGCAUCGACGCCCACACAUCGGUCUACACGGAGACUGGGGGAAAGAUGCUAACGGCUGAGCAGAGAGCUGAUCCAAUGCGUAACGCUGAUUGCAUACAUUGGUGCCUCCCUGGAUUGCCCGAUACGUGGAAUCGGAUCCUAUUGGCUCAUUUGUAAACAAAUAAAAAGCUAGGAAACAUGCAUGUACGUACUAAGGAUGGAUGUAACGGGAAAACCCAACUCCUCUCUCUCGCUCUUGUGUUGUCAUCAGUAUUUUUUUUUGAAUAUAUGUGAUUGUAACGUUGUAAACAUAAACAAGAGGUGGAGAAAACUGAAAAGAAAAGGAACAAAAAUUUGUUAUUGCAAGAAAUUUGUUCAUUCCUGUCCUAAA
Brassica rapa (field mustard) is the source of this 934-nucleotide messenger RNA. RefSeq names its product protein trichome birefringence-like 3. The record is from RefSeq and is a predicted model, not a curated record. Gene Ontology annotation, cellular component: Golgi apparatus. Gene Ontology annotation, molecular function: O-acetyltransferase activity. Lineage: Eukaryota; Viridiplantae; Streptophyta; Magnoliopsida; Brassicales; Brassicaceae.